UGGGAAACUCAAUGUAUUUGUUAUAUUGCAGUUACAUUGCAAUGCACUGAUGGUAUGCGCCAGUCGUGGGGAUAGAAGCAUCCAGCCAUCGCGCGACUCUCCAUCAUCAUCAUCACGCAUAGAAAACUGCGAGCCGCUCCGGCGGUGCAAAGCAGCGCCUCGCUGCCCUGCCACGCCGCUGCAUGGACAGCCAACACGAUGGCAGAGGAUUUGGGGGUGCAUCUGUUUUUAGCAACAACAGAUAGCAUGGAUAAUCCCGCCUCAACCGAUUCAGCUCUCGUCGUUACGAUGAUUAGAGCGCCGCUGUCGGCUCGCCGGGCAUGAUAGGCAGGAGAGAGCCGUGCGGGAGCGGGGCUUCUCGUUUUGACAGUACUUUUUGAGAGGGAAACGCAAAGAAGCGUGGAACAGGUGGACUGUGGCUUGGGGUCCUUCAAAAUGGAUAUAGAUCCCUGUUUGCGGUACUAUUUCCAGCACCCCUGGUCUCGUCUGUUUGUGGCCUACCUCGUCACUUUCUGCAACUUCCUUAUCUUUGCUGAGGACCCUGUCUCCCACAGCCAGACAGAGGCUCACAUGAUCGUGGUGGGAAACUGCUUCUCCUUCAUAGUGAACAAGUACCCUGGUGGAGGAUGGAGCGUCCUCAAAGUCAUCUCGUGGCUGAUGGCCAUUGUCACCGGAAUGUUUGCCGGGAAGUUCAUAUUCCACCGCAGGCUCUUUGGUCGAUAUCUGCGUCUGAAAAUGUUCCGUGAGGAUCACGGCUCCUGGAUGACCAUGUUCUUCAGCACCAUCCUCUUCCUCUUCAUCUUCUCACACAUCUACAAUGUGAUCCUUCUAAUGGCAGGAAGCAUGGGGCCACACAUGGUGACAGAGUACAUGGGUAUCAGGAACGAGAGCUUCAUGAAGAUUGCAGCAGUAGGGACGUGGAUGGGGGACUUUGUGACUGCAUGGAUGGUCACUGACAUGAUGCUCCAGGACCAGCACUACCCAGACUGGGGCAAAGCUGCCAGAAGGUUCUGGAAACAAGGCAACCACAGGAUCGUCCUCUUCUGGACGGUCCUGAUCACUCUGACAUCGGUGGUUUUGUUGGUCAUCAGCACUGACUGGAUCAGCUGGGACAACCUGAACCGGGGAUUUCUGCCCAGCGACGAGGUCUCCAGGGCCUUCCUGGUAUCCUUCAUCCUGGUCUUUGACCUGCUCAUUGUCAUGCAGGAUUGGGAUUUUCCUCAGUUCAUGGGCGACCUGGAUAUGAACCUGCCUGGCAUGUCCACCACUCAGCUCAAGUUCAAACUUCCUGUCUGCAAGAGCAUCUUCAAAGAGGAAUACCACAUCCAUAUCACAGGUAAGUGGUUCAACUACGGCAUCAUUUUCCUGGUGUUAAUCCUGGACCUGAACAUGUGGAAGAACCAGAUCUUCUACAAGCCCUACGAGUACGGCCAGUACGUUGGUCCAGGGGAGAAGAUCUUCACUGUGGAGGAGCCCAACACACUGGGCGACUUCAACCGCAGCACGCUCACCUACAAGUGGCGCUCCAGCCAUGUGGACCCGCUGACCAACUGCUCGUAUGUCCAUCGGGACAUGUUCCUGCAUAGCCGCUACGUGGGUGCCAGCCUGGAAGUCAAGUGCCUGGCCUUCAUCCCCAGCCUGGCUGCCUUUGUCCUCUUCGGCUUCUUCAUCUGGCUGCUGGGACGUUUUCAGGACAGCGAGACCUUCCCGGAGGGCCAAGUGGACAAGACGUACGAGAGGAUCAAGAGGAAGUCUCCGUCUGAGUAUAGUAAGGACAUGGGACUCACGCCAGAGGAGGUGCACAUCUCUAUGAGCGAGGCGCUCAAAUGUUCCGGAACCCCCAUGCUGCUAUCGGUGGACGGGCAUCAUUUUGCUCUGCACUCUGCCACCUCCACCAACUCCACUUCGCCUGUUUCCAUGGAGACCCAGGAGACGCAUCCCAGCAUUGUCAUCGAAGGCACGGAGCCAAGAGAGCCGGCGGUUUCCUUUGAUGUCGGCAAACUGUCACCGCCCUGACCUUACUGCCCUGAGGGGAAGUACUGCUAUGCUUCUACUGACAGACACACAGCCUGGAGGGAGGAGUGGAGACACAGGAGAGAGAUCAAACUGAAACUCAAUUUCAGUAUAGAUCUUUUUCAGUCUGGGUAGAUUUUGAACCCAACACUGAUUAUUCCUGGAGCAGGAGUAUGUAGCUACAAUGGCCACUUUGUUUUGCUACUGUGAUAUCCCUGAUGGCAUUUUAUUAUUAUUAUUUAUUUGAAUUGUAAAACCUCUAAGCUGACACCAACACAAUGACAAACAGCUUAUUUUAACCUCCCUCACUGUAAAGUUCUAUUGUCAACAUGGUGCUCUCGCUAGAUUUGACGUUUUUACAAUCUCAAGAUGUUUUCUCUUUUAUCGUGACAUAUUUUGGUGCCUAUGUGGGGAACUAUUUCUACAGUCGAUGUAUGACACAAUGGUCAUGGCUAGUUUAUAUUGUACAACUUGAGUAUUACAGUUGAAGAGGUGCCUUGAUAAACCCACGCCCACUAAAGGACAGCAACAUAGUCUAUACCAUAGGCAGCAAAACAGAACAUGUCUGAUAAUGUGUGUCUGUCUUGUUUAUUUCAAUGUUCCACUUCACAAUGUUGGACAAUGUUUACCCUUUCAGACUUUAUCACAGGUUUUUGAAUUCAUUUGCUAUCUUGAUAAUUCUUACAUAUCCCAUCUUCACGUGCCUCUUCUCUUGUCGUCAUAGAAAUGACUAGAUUGCUAAACAUCGUUACGAUGAUGAUAAUACUAUGACCACCUCUUCAUUUUCUGGUUGUAUUAUCAAAUGCAAGAUAAAAGGCAUAAGCUAUUUUCAAAUAACGUUAAAAAGUCACAUCAUGAUCGCUUAUCUGGUCAAAAUACUCAGAUGUAAUGCCAAUUAGGUCAGAAAGGUAAUUUGCCCUUGGCAGGGUAAAUGUGGUUUUGUUAUAGAAGGAGAGAGAAGAACACCAAAUCUAACUGAUACACCUUACCCAUAUCAUAUCCCCCAGCAGUAUAUGUACCACAAGUACGACCUUGGUUUGAAGCCAGUAUUGGGGUACGGAUUGGUUUGAGAGAACACAUAGAGAAUGUGACCUCUUACAGCUGACAAGCAAAAGAGAGUGGAAGUUUUUAGUAUUUAUGAGAGUUAUGAGCGUUAUUAUAUCACAUACGUUAAGUGUGCAACUACUGUAUACCAAUGCUCUGUUAUUUAAGUGUUUUCUAACAAAGUGUUGUGCAUCUGAGUUUGUGGGCACGUGCGUGUGUAUGUGUCAGAGACAGCGAGAGCUGACAAUUCUGUGAAGAGGUCAAUGUAGUUCAUGUAAGUGGCGUAUGGUCCUUGGUUCAGUGAUCCCCCUUCUACACUUUACAGGUCAGAGUCCUCAUUACAGCUCAACUUAUUUCAUUUUGGAGAUACGGCUUCGCAACAAGGCAACAAAUUGCUAAACGUAUGGGGCAAUGGCUAAAUGAGUGUGUUUAUCUCACUAGAAGUGAUCUAGUGAUAUGUUUGUAAAAUAUUGUGCUUUGGUUGGAACUGAAUGUUCCCCCUGCUGUUAUACAUGGUAUUGUGUUGCAUAACUGACAGCUAUUUUGCAUUCUUGUGUGUGUGGUUUUUAAACAAAGGAUAUCUCUUUUUAACAUGUUGACGCAAUAAAUGUCUGCAGAGUAAUGGUAUCAAUAAAAUGUACACAUUUUGCUACAUA
Oncorhynchus kisutch (coho salmon) is the source of this 3713-nucleotide messenger RNA. RefSeq names its product transmembrane protein 117. Lineage: Eukaryota; Metazoa; Chordata; Actinopteri; Salmoniformes; Salmonidae. Gene Ontology annotation, biological process: intrinsic apoptotic signaling pathway in response to endoplasmic reticulum stress. The coding region runs from base 436 to 2016 and encodes 526 amino acids. The record is from RefSeq and is a predicted model, not a curated record. The transcript has 8 exons.